Molossus molossus (Pallas's mastiff bat) is the source of this 2703-nucleotide messenger RNA. RefSeq names its product solute carrier family 25 member 24 (gene SLC25A24). The transcript has 10 exons. Gene Ontology annotation, cellular component: mitochondrial inner membrane. Lineage: Eukaryota; Metazoa; Chordata; Mammalia; Chiroptera; Molossidae. Gene Ontology annotation, molecular function: calcium ion binding; ATP transmembrane transporter activity. The record is from RefSeq and is a predicted model, not a curated record. Gene Ontology annotation, biological process: transmembrane transport. Bases 35 to 1468 code for a protein of 477 amino acids.
UCGCUCGUCCGCGCCGCCCCGCGCCUCCGGGACGAUGCUGCGCUGGCUGCGGGGCUUGGUGCUGCCCGCGGCGGCCUGCCAGGACGCGGAGCCGCCCCGGCGCUACGAGACCCUGUUCCAGCAGCUGGACCGCAACCGGGACGGCGUGGUGGACAUCGGCGAGCUGCAGGAGGGGCUCCGGAAUCUGGGCAUCCCCCUGGGCCAGGACGCCGAGGAGAAAAUUUUUACUACUGGUGAUAUCAACAAAGAUGGAAAGCUGGAUUUUGAAGAAUUUAUGAAGUACCUUAAAGACCAUGAGAAAAAAAUGAAAUUGGCGUUUAAGAGUUUGGACAAAAACAAUGAUGGAAAAAUUGAGGCUUCUGAAAUUGUCCAGUCUCUCCAGAUAUUAGGCCUGACCAUUUCUGAACAACAAGCAAAGCUAAUUCUUCAAAGCAUUGAUGCUGAUGGGACGAUGACAGUGGACUGGAAUGAAUGGAGGGACUACUUCUUAUUCAAUCCCGUCACAGACAUUGAGGAAAUUAUCCGUUUUUGGAAACAUUCUACUGGUAUUGACAUAGGAGAUAGUUUAACUAUUCCGGACGAGUUCACAGAAGAUGAAAAGAAGUCGGGACAGUGGUGGAGGCAGCUGCUGGCGGGAGCCAUUGCUGGGGCCGUGUCCCGCACCAGCACCGCGCCCUUGGACCGUCUGAAAGUCAUGAUGCAGGUCCAUGGUUCAAAAUCCGACAAAAUGAACAUAUAUGGUGGCUUUCGGCAGAUGGUGAAAGAAGGAGGUGUCCGCUCCCUUUGGAGAGGAAACGGUACAAAUGUCAUUAAAAUUGCCCCGGAGACAGCUGUAAAGUUCUGGGCAUACGAACAGUACAAGAAGAUGCUUACUGAGGAAGGACAAAACGUCGGCACCUUCGAGAGAUUUGUUUCUGGUUCCAUGGCUGGAGCAACUGCACAGACAUUUAUUUAUCCUAUGGAGGUUUUGAAAACCAGGCUGGCCGUAGGCAAAACCGGACAGUACUCUGGACUAUUCGAUUGCGCCAAGAAGAUUAUGAAACGAGAAGGCGUGGGAGCUUUUUACAAGGGUUAUAUUCCCAAUUUAUUAGGCAUCAUACCUUACGCAGGUAUAGACCUUGCUGUGUAUGAGCUCUUGAAGUCCCAUUGGCUGGAUAAUUUUGCCAAAGAUACUGUAAACCCCGGAGUCAUGGUGUUGCUGGGAUGUGGUGCCUUGUCCAGCACCUGUGGGCAGCUGGCCAGCUACCCGUUGGCUUUGGUGAGAACGCGCAUGCAGGCUCAAGCGAUGGUAGAUGGAACCCCACAGCUGAACAUGGUUGGCCUCUUUCGUCGAAUAAUUUCCAAAGAAGGAAUACCAGGACUUUACAGAGGCAUCGCCCCGAACUUCAUGAAGGUGCUCCCUGCUGUAGGCAUCAGUUAUGUGGUUUAUGAAAAUAUGAAACAGACUUUAGGAGUAACCCAGAAAUGACAUGUUGAAUUUUUUGCUUUAGCAUGAUUACCGAAAUUUUCAAUAAUCUCUAGAGGGACUUUUCCCCCUAGAAUUGAAGGUGGAUGGCAAAAGAAGCUGUAUGUUUUCACAAAAGGAAAGAGCUUAUCAUGAUCGAUUUUAUAUAUAAAUAAACGUUUUUUAAAAAUUAUAGUUUUGAUAAGCUCAUUCAAUUUUGAAAAGUCCAGAAAAUUGUAUUUUUUAUUUCUUCUUAGUCCUUUCUACAGAUCUCUGCCCUGACUUCUAAAUUUGAAACAUAUACCUGCUUGAACUAAAUUUGUGGUGUUUGGUAGAAUUAUAAAUCAUCCACCUUUAUUUUGGAUGGUUCAAGUUGAUGCCAGUUUCUUUAUGCUUAAAUUUAUUUUCUUAAAAACAAGAUGAUCAGAAAACCUCAAAACUUAAAUUGUUUUAUAUAUUUUGAAUGUCUUUAUAGACUUCUUAAAAUUUUCCUGUAGACCCAGUAAUAGAAAGUCAUUGCAUGAAAACACACCUUCCAGCAGCCAGAUAAAUACAGGGUUUAUAUCCUUAUUGUUCUAUAAGCUGAAUAAGAAUGAACAUAAGUGGCUGAAUUUCAAGGCAUGUGAAUACCCUAGUCCAUUUAUUAUCAUUUUGUGUGUGUGUGUGUGUGUGUAGGGAGGAGUGAUGAAAUAGUAUUUAUUUCAGUGGGCUUUUUCUAGUUUCCUUGCAUUGUUAUUUGGUUCCUGGGAUGACACACUGAUUGUCAAUUUAUUACUGUUAUGUGAUCAACAGAAGGCAACUUAUUUGAAAGAUUCUGUUUAUUCUGUCGUUGCUUUGACAAGCACCAGGAAACAAAACCUUUUUACUUAUAUCAGCAUUUGAAGAACAUCUCUCUUUUCUUUGUCCUUUGUUUCCUACUUGAAACAGAUCUCGUUUUAAUCAGGAAGGCUUCAGUGACCAUUCUUGGUUACCUGAGGUUUCUUAAUUCCAUGAAGUGGCUGGGUGAAUCACAUUCUCUUUCUCCUCCUCACUGUUGAAUUCCUUUGAAUCUGCAAUUCUCAACUUGGGCAGCACAACAUAAGAGAAUAGUACAUGUUCAUAGUAGCAAAUAUUAAUCUUAUAUAUUAGGUAAUUAUAUUUAAAUGAAAGGUCCAAUUUAUAAACAUACACAUUCAUAUUCUCUCUUGCCCCAAGUUUUAGAACAUGUUAUGAUAUAGAAAACUUAAUUUUUAAUAUUGAUAGCAUGUUUUUAUUUUACU